Messenger RNA from Octopus sinensis (East Asian common octopus), 526 nucleotides. RefSeq lists its product as uncharacterized. The record is from RefSeq and is a predicted model, not a curated record. NCBI's taxonomy places the organism in Eukaryota, Metazoa, Mollusca, Cephalopoda, Octopoda, Octopodidae. The annotation marks the transcript as partial. The transcript is spliced from 9 exons.
UUCCUUUCGUAAACUUUAAGAGCAGGGAACACGCUUGGGAAGUUUUCUUCAUGAGUUUGAGUACAUGCUCCGGCAAUAAGCUCUUCAAGGCGAAAUUGCUAUAUACUCGUUCGAUAAUGAUUCAAUCCAUGGACAAGUUUUGGGACGAACCGUAUAUGAAGAUUCUACUAUUUUUUCCGAUUUACGACUUCAAAUACUCAGAGCAUAUUACAAUUGGGAAAACAUUCAAAUGUUUUCACGAAGUCUUUAGUGAUCCUUUUGACACGCAGAAGACAAUUCGAAUCAGCGAUAACAGCUUAAUCCCGCCUCUUACAUCUGAUGAGAAAUUUAUGAAAGAAGUACGUUACGAAAUAAAACACAAUAACGCCCACUGGAAGGAUCGAGAGAUAGACCCCGACGACAUCGCUAGUGUUCUCUUCCAAGAUGUGCGUUUCUUAAAGGGCUUCCAGUUUCUGGUCAACGACUUUGAAAAGUAUAUCUUCAAAUGCCUGGAUGAAACACACAGAAUGAUAUUUGUAGAAAACCA